AUGUCUUUCAAUACCUUUAUCCAACAUAUUAAAUCGGAAAAAUACCGUCAACUUGGAUUUUGGAAAUCCAGCAAAAACGGUACCCCAUUAAAUCCUCUUUAUUGGUUCCAAUUUGCCGACGACGCGGCUGUUGUUAGCGGCCAAGAAAAAGAAAACCAAAUGCUCCUCAAUCGCUUUACAAUCUGGUGUCAGUGGGCUGAAAUGAUAAUACGUGUAGACAAAUGUUCAACAUUUGGCAUUAGGAAACAAUUAACCAAAUCCAUUCAAUAUCUCCAAAAACUAUUUGUAAAUAACUGUCUUGUACCACGUGUUGAACUUGGUAAAUCAUUUCGCUACUUAGGUCGUUAUUUUGACUUCAACAUGUCCGACGAAGACCACAAAUCUGAA
Molecule: messenger RNA, 387 nt
Organism: Paramuricea clavata
Lineage: Eukaryota; Metazoa; Cnidaria; Anthozoa; Malacalcyonacea; Plexauridae
Source: the annotation of a GenBank genome assembly